GUACUAGUACUAAGGCUGAUGGCCUUAUUCGGGAAUCAGGGAAGCAUGAAGUGCUAAACUGUGAAAUGGCGAAAGAGAUAAGGUUCUCUACUGAUUCUCCACAAACCCAUCGAUUCAGUUGGCUUUGUUGUUUGCACUUUGCCCAGACCACAUCUCCAUGAGAAAUUAGGAACGGAGGAUGUGUCGCUGAUUGAAGGUUGUAGUCAUGCGCCGCGCCUGGUGAGUGUCUCCACGAUGUGGAACCGCCCCGUCUCUGUCGGGCGCCGGGCCAUGACUUGGCGUGGCCGUUGACCACCAUUUCCUUCAUCUGCCAUCCCUGGGCGCUACAUCUCGGAGGGAAAUGUUGUGCCAGCAGCCUAGGCCACGCUGCGCCGGAGGACGCCGCUUCUCCGGAUGCUAGACGAUUUGCCGCCGCUGAUGGAUACGAGGGAUUGUGUGCCUCGCGUUAUGUGCCGGAGGGCGCUAUCGUUGGCCUGAUCGACGCCUGGUCAUGGCCGCUUCGGGCUGGUGCGGGAGGCCGCCCAUCUCCAGACCAUGCUGUGCCCCGCCGCCGUACCUCACAUCCAGAGAAGAAACAACUCGCCAGAGGGCCACAACGUGCUUUGAAGAUUGACGCCGCCAGCCCUGGGUCGGGUCGGAUACGCCUCCGCGUCGAGGCCGAAGGCCAUGGCUACACCGUGAGCGUCGUCUGAUGCGCCGACAGGCACUGCCGUCGGGCGUGAAGGGCGAGGCGCCGAGGCUUCUUCCGGAUGCCUGCAGGCAAGAAGGCCUCUCACUUCCGGCCAAUGGCCAUCUUCAUCGACGCAGGGUAUGCCGCAACGCCGCUUCUAUGUUGUUCUUUCUCUGGCCUAAGAGCAUCUUCAACAGGCGCCUAAAAACUGCUCCGCGCGUUAAAAUAUUCGUUUUUUGGGCGCCGGGCUGCUCCAGCAGAAGCUGCAAAACGCUGCGCGCACUAAAAAUUUCUGGGCGCGCGCUUAAAAACGCUAUCGCGCGCAGCAUAUUUGGUGCGCCGGCUUGCGCGCGCACCAAACUCUGAGCGGCUGCAGAUGGGACCGCUGGAUCAGCGCGGAUUGGGCGCCGCACUAGCGCGCGUCUGUUGGAGAUGCUUCGGUCCCCGCGCUGUAAAACUGCUACAGUGGCGCGCUAAAAAAAAUAUUGGGCGCGGAUUUUUUACGCUGUCGUUGGAGAUGCUUAAUCGCUCUCGGCGGAGAGAAGUGCCGAUAACGUGUUUCGAAAGGAAAUCAAAUGAUCAAAGAGUAAUCUCAUUAACUGAAGAUGAGGGUAUUUAUACCCUAGUACAGAGACGGUAAUUACAUAGAUGGUAAGUGACGGUUGCUAAACUCCACAACCGCCUUAAGCAUUGAUUACUAGAAUUAAAUUAAUUUUUAACAGUUGGCAUUUUUUCUCUUAUUUUUUUUUUAUAUUUUCUUUUGAGCGUGCUUGUGCUGUCCGCUCCAGCGUUGAUCGGAAUGUUAUAUCUGAUGAUUGAUAUAUCCAUAUAGCAGGGCGAUAGCCUAUUUCGAGAGACAAUUGUUUGGGGUUGGACACUAAUUAAUCUACUAAAUAAUUAUAGUUUCUAACAGUGAGAAAAGAGAGUUGUCGAGGUCAAAGGAAAUGAGGUUCGAUUGGGUUGAGGCCAUCCCAGAUAAAACUAAAGGGAAAAGUGACCUGAUGGGUCCCACGCAUCGAGAUUAGUGCAUCCGAUCGGACGGCCCACCACACACCUCCAAAUCCUAUAGAUCUGACGUGAGAUUUAUAUCAAUUCCGAAUUUUUAAACAUCUCGUUCCAUUCCUCUGUUUUAAACACUUUAGUUGCAAGCUUGCCGAUAGCUACAGAGCGGGUUAGGCGACCACGACCGAGAAUUUUGUUUAUUCGCACUCCUCUUAGCUUUUGCAAACUGGUGGCUAGCUAGCAAGCUCAACGUGCCAGGGCUGUUUCCAUGAGCUGCAGUCGUGAUGCCUAGAGCAAGACCGCGCCUGUCCCCCCUUGGGAAAAGCUUCUCUUGAUCAGACUAGCCGGCCACCAAGAAUUUCUUGUUCCCGGGCUGGGGCGCGCGGCAUGCCGCCGCCGCCGUCGUCGUCACCGCCACGCACUUCUCUAGCGCGCGCGGCCGGACCACCGGUUCAUACGUGCCGAUCGACCCACGAGAGCUGUGCCUGCGCUGCCGCCGUCGGCAUGGACGAGGACGACGUCGCCGGCAGCCACGGCGGCCGGGGCGGAGGCUGCCCGUGCCUGCCGUUCUGCUUCUGGGGCUCCAGGGUACCGGCCGCGCCGGAGGGGCGGAGGCGUCGCCGGCGCAGGUUCAGGCUCAGGCUCAGGCUCAGGCUCAGGCUCAACCUGUCGUGGCUCUCGUGGCCGUGGCUCAGGAAGAGCAAGAGCUCGGAGGCGGGCGGCAAGAACAAGGGGAAGCGGAGGAGGAAGCUGCUGCUGCUCCUGCUCAGGUCGCUGCAGGUCAAGAAGGCGCUCGCGUCCGUCUCGUCGGGAGGCAGCUUCUUACCAAAGCUGCAGGUUGGCGGCUCCGGCGGCGCCAAGAAGCAAAAACGGAGCAACCCAUGGCAAAAGGUCGACGAUGACGCUGCACCAACCACAAGCUGCGCUAAAGAGACGGGGCCUGCACGGCCGGAGAUGAUCAGCCCGCCGUUCCCCAGGCCCACGGAUGGCGUGUGGCGAGCCCCGUCGUCUAGGUUCCACUCGCUCCAGCUUGACCGUGGCAGCGCCAAGCCUUCCACAGGUGGUCUGUGGACGGCGGCCACGACGCUGGGCGUGAUCGUGUUCUUCGGCCGUGUCACCGCGGUGUUCUUCUUGUGCUCGUGCAUGUACGGGGCGCGGUGGUUCGGGGCAGCGCAGGCCGACACCAGGGGCAGCAUUGCCAGUGCCGGUAGCAGCCGGAGGCUCGGCGAUCGGGUGGCACUGGACUACUUGUGGGCGGAGGAGCACAAGAAGAAGGUGGUCAUGUGUGGGCUGCUGGACAGGGCCGGCGGCAAGAGACCAUCGUCGCGCUUUUGUAUAUAGUGGUCAUGUCUGACAGCAGCCGCUGGUGGUGUAAAUUGUUGGGUUUGGAGUGGUUUUGGGAUAUGGCAUGCCAUAUUGGGCUUAUUUCCCACAUUGUUUGGUUAGAUUUGUACGUAUGUAAUAGAGCUGCCAACUGUAGAAAUCAGUUUUGAUGGGACAUUUGUGGAGUGAAGUAGAGAAAUUUAACUACAUGUGAAC
Messenger RNA from Hordeum vulgare subsp. vulgare (domesticated barley), 3211 nucleotides. RefSeq lists its product as uncharacterized. Bases 2060 to 3013 code for a protein of 317 amino acids. The transcript has 2 exons. The record is from RefSeq and is a predicted model, not a curated record. NCBI's taxonomy places the organism in Eukaryota, Viridiplantae, Streptophyta, Magnoliopsida, Poales, Poaceae.